AUGGUGGAUCAAAAAUUUAAUGGUCUAAAAGAUAAUUUUGAGCUGUUCGGUUCUAAGAAUAAGCUUCUUGUGGCAAACAGAGGUGAAAUUCCUAUACGUAUUUUCCGUACAGCUCAUGAACUGUCCAUGAGAACUGUAGCUAUAUAUUCCCAUGAAGAUAAGCUAUCAACACACAGAUUAAAAGCUGAUGAAUCUUAUUUGAUCGGUAAAACAAAUCAAUUUACUCCCGUUGGUGCAUAUUUGGCAAUUGAUGAAAUUAUCAACAUUGCCAAAAAGCAUGAUAUUGACUUCAUUCAUCCUGGCUAUGGUUUCUUAUCUGAAAAUUCAGAAUUUGCAAGGAGAGUGACCGAAGCAAGUAUCACUUGGAUCGGUCCUCCUGCUGAGGUAAUAGAAUCGGUGGGUGACAAGGUUAGCGCCAGACAUUUGGCUGAAAAAGCACAUGUCCCAACUGUACCAGGCACGCCUGGGCCAAUAGCUACUGUGCGAGAGGCUCAAGAAUUCGUUAACAACUACGGAUACCCUAUUAUUAUCAAAGCAGCAUAUGGAGGGGGUGGAAGAGGUAUGAGAGUCGUUAGAGAAGGCGAAGACUUGGAUGAUGCAUUCCAUAGAGCUACUUCAGAGGCAAAAACAGCAUUUGGAAAUGGUACAGUAUUUAUUGAAAGGUUUUUGGAUAAACCAAAACACAUUGAGGUUCAAUUAAUAGCUGAUAAUUAUGGUAAUGUUGUACACCUCUUUGAAAGGGAUUGCUCGGUGCAAAGAAGACAUCAAAAGGUUGUUGAAGUGGCUCCGGCAACAACCUUAUCAUCUGACUUGAGAAACGCAGUUUUAUCUGAUGCAAUCAAACUGGCGAAGGAAGCCGGCUAUAGAAACGCUGGUACGGCGGAAUUUCUUGUCGAUAAACAAAAUCGACACUACUUCAUUGAAAUUAACCCAAGAAUUCAAGUAGAACACACAAUUACCGAAGAAAUUACAGGAAUUGACAUCGUGUCAGCUCAAAUCCAAAUUGCAGCGGGGGCUUCAUUGAAAGAUUUGGGUCUAAUACAAAACCGGAUUUUUACGAAAGGUUUUGCAAUACAAUGCAGAAUUACAACUGAAGACCCUUCCAAGAAUUUUCAACCCGAUACAGGCAGAAUCGAAGUUUACGAUUCCGCUGGCGGUAAUGGUGUCAGAUUAGAUGGAGGAAAUGUAUAUGCAGGUGCAAUAAUUUCCCCGCAUUAUGACUCAAUGCUGGUGAAGUGCACCUGUUAUGGUGCAACCUAUGAAAUUGUGCGUCGUAAAAUGAUAAGGGCUUUGAAUGAAUUCAGUAUUAGAGGUGUAAAAACUAACAUACCAUUUCUAUUGACGUUGUUAUCCAAUCCUGUAUUCAUUGAUGGCACUUAUUGGACCCCUUUUAUUGAUGAUACACCUCAACUCUUCAAGAUGGUCGAAUCUAAAAAUAGAGUACAAAAACUAUUAAGAUAUUUGGCGGAUUUGACGGUGAAUGGUUCUUCCAUCAAAGGACAAAUUGGGCUCCCAAAAUUGAAUAAGAAUCCCGAUAUUCCAUUUAUCCAUGAUGCAAAUGGUGAAAUAAUUGAUGUUGACAAUCAACCUCCACCGGGUGGCUGGAGGAAAAUUUUGCUGACACAAGGUCCUGAAGAAUUUGUAGAGCAAGUAAGAAGUUUUACAGGCACGUUGCUAAUGGAUACAACAUGGAGAGAUGCACAUCAGUCUUUAUUGGCGACAAGAAUUAGGACAUAUGACCUGGCACAGAUUGCACCAACCACAGCGCACGCUCUUUCUGGUGCAUUUGCAUUGGAAUGUUGGGGCGGCGCCACUUUUGAUGUUGCAAUGAGAUUUUUACACGAAGAUCCCUGGGAGAGAUUAAGAAAGUUAAGAGAAUUGGUACCUAAUAUCCCCUUUCAGAUGUUACUACGUGGGGCAAAUGGUGUGGCAUAUUCUUCCUUACCAGAUAACGCAAUUGAUCACUUUGUUGAAUUAGCCAUAAAAAAUGGUGUCGAUAUCUUCAGAGUCUUUGAUUCGUUGAAUGAUUUAGAACAACUAAAAGUUGGUGUUGAUGCAGUAAAAAAGGCUCAUGGAGUGGUGGAAGCAACUAUCUGUUACUCUGGUGAUAUGUUACAGCCAGGCAAGAAAUACAACUUAGAUUACUAUCUUGAAGUAGCCGGCCAAAUUGUCAAAAUGGGGACACAUAUUCUUGGUAUUAAAGAUAUGGCUGGAACCCUCAAACCCGCGGCGGCAAGGAUUUUAAUAGGUACUUUGAGGGAAAGAUUUCCCGAUUUGCCAAUUCAUGUCCAUACGCACGAUUCAGCUGGUACAGGUGUAGCUUCUAUGGCAGCAUGUGCUAUCGCAGGAGCGGAUAUUGUAGAUGUCUGCACUAACUCGCUCUCUGGUUUAACAUCACAACCUUCAAUAACAGCACUCUUAGCUUCAUUAGAUGGUACGAUUGAUACUGGUGUUAAUGCAGACCAUGUUCGUGAACUUGAUGCCUACUGGGCAGAGAUAAGGUUACUUUAUUCUUGUUUUGAGGCUGACUUGAAAGGUCCGGAUCCCGAGGUCUACCAACACGAAAUACCAGGUGGUCAGUUAACAAAUUUACUAUUUCAAGCACAGCAGCUUGGCCUCGGUGAAAAAUGGAUUGAAACUAAAAGGGCUUACAAAGAAGCUAAUCUACUGCUAGGUGACAUUGUUAAAGUUACACCAACUUCAAAGGUAGUCGGUGAUUUAGCACAGUUUAUGGUGACUAACAAGUUAAACUCAAAUGACGUCAAAAGAUUAGCCAAUACAUUAGAUUUGCCAGAUUCAGUAAUGGAUUACUUCGAGGGUUUAAUGGGCCAACCAUAUGGUGGUUUCCCAGAACCGCUCAGAACUGACAUACUGAAAGGAAAAAGAAGGAAGCUGACUAGUAGACCAGGUAGGGAAUUACCGCCAUUCGAUUUGACACAAAUACGAGAAGAACUUGAAUCAAGGUUUGGAGAUAUUAGUGAAUGCGAUGUCGCCUCUUACAAUAUGUAUCCAAAAGUCUACGAGGAUUUCCGAAGAAGUAGAGAGCAAUAUGGCGAUUUGUCUGUCAUACCAACAAAGAGUUUCUUAGCGCCACCUAAAAUCGAUGAGGAGAUUGAAAUCAACAUCAACCAAGGGAAGCGCUUAAUAGUAAAACUACAAGCAAUUAGUGAUUUGAAUCAGAAAACUGGUAAUAGAGAAGUAUAUUUUGAGGUUAAUGGUGAGCUAAGAAAAGUUCGCACAGCUGACAAAUCGCAAGCAAUCUCUGAGGCAGCAAAACCUAAGGCAGAUAGCCAUAAUCCUCUUCAAAUUGGUGCACCGAUGGCUGGUGUGAUUGUGGAGAUAAAGGUACACAAGGGUUCAUUGGUCAAAAAAGGUCAGCCAGUUGCCGUCUUGAGUGCAAUGAAAAUGGAGAUGCUUAUUUCAGCCACCGCUGCUGGGCUUGUUAAGGAAGUUUUAAUUAAAGAAUCAGAAAAUGUCGAAGCUUCUGAUCUGUUAAUUGUUUUAGAGGAAGAAGUCGUAGAGCUAUCUGAAGAGAAUUAA
Kazachstania africana CBS 2517 is the source of this 3540-nucleotide messenger RNA. It is a transcript of the gene PYC1, whose product is annotated as pyruvate carboxylase 1. Gene Ontology annotation, cellular component: cytoplasm. The coding region runs from base 1 to 3540 and encodes 1179 amino acids. The record is from RefSeq and is a predicted model, not a curated record. The transcript has a single exon. Gene Ontology annotation, molecular function: ATP binding; metal ion binding; pyruvate carboxylase activity. Lineage: Eukaryota; Fungi; Ascomycota; Saccharomycetes; Saccharomycetales; Saccharomycetaceae. Gene Ontology annotation, biological process: pyruvate metabolic process; gluconeogenesis.